AUGGACGCCACGCGCUGCGCUUUGCCUUGGCUCUGCGCCUUCCUGGCAGCCGUGUGGGUUGCCGUCGAGGGUCCUUCACCCGUGCUCUUUCCGGCCUUUCGGGAGGCGGUCCCCCCGGCAGCACCAGCGGCACCCUCGGAGGCCGAGCUUCCAGCGGAGCGCUGCCGCCCCGAAGGAGAUGUCCACGAGCCGAAGGUAGCGCUGCAUCUGGGGCACCCUGCAUGGACGCUCGCCGUGGGCUGGCCGGCAGGCGAGGGCGACUGGCACGUUGCAGCAGGGCAGGAGGUUUCUUUUCUUGUGCGCUACACGGUGCCUCAGCCGCCGUGGCCCUGCGGGAGCCCACUUGAGGCGAACAUCUUUGCAUGGUUUCGAUCCACCAGCGGCCACAUCCUCUUCGCGGCCCCUGCCCUGGCAGACAACGCGACGGAUCUGCAGCUCGGGCGAUUGAGAAUCGCCUUCCGAGCCCAAGACCCAGGCGACUACCACGUCCAAGUUCUGGAGCUGUCCCCACUGGGGAAGCAGUUCGCCCGAGCCCGACAAGCGGGCAAGAUCCGAAAGCUGGUCGUGGAGCUGCAAACGUCGGAUCCUGCCGCUCCCACACCUACGCCCCGAAGCGGCGCCGGAAACUCCAGCCUCAUUCAGCUACCUCCACGACGGUGUGAGCUGGGGCGGGACACCUUCACUCACGGGCGAUGGGUGAAGAGCUCCUCGCUUCAGAGCCGAGAUUGCAAAGCAGUCGCCUGCGCUCGAGAUGGAUGGGUGUAUCUGUCACCCAGCUGCUACUGGAACUCGUACUGCCCAGAAGCUGCCCUGGAGCGGGCGGCGUGGAGCGGCCGGACGCUGUGGAUCGCCUUCUUGGGGUCCUCGAUCACGCGAGGCACUCCACAUGCACUGCUGGACUGGCUGGCGCCCGGGAGUCGGGGGUUCUUCUCGGAGCACCGGUCGCAGCUGCCGGGCGUUGGGACUGCCGUGAAGUGCUGGGGGUGGUUCGACACCCAGGUUGGGAAUCUCCGGGCCUCCUACUCCGACUUCCGGAUCGCCAGCUACAGCGAAGGAGAGUCCCGAGCCGCCUUUGGGAGGCUGGCCCAGAUCAUGAGGGAGGGCGCGGACGUGAUCGUUGUUGAGUUUGAGGUGGUGAAGCCGGUGAUGGAGGGCCUCCGUCAGUUGAACCAAACGCUUCAAGAGUUUCAGGGGACCCUGGUGCUGGCAGCAAAGAAACUGGGGCCUUGGCACUCCAAGUACCAGUGCUGGGUCAAGCUUCCCAACGAGACGUGGAUAGACGGCGUAAAAGGUGAGUUCCACCGGGUCUUCUCCGAUUGGCCUGAGGCUAUGAGAGCGAAGCUGAACGCUCAAGUCAUAUUCGUGGACGAGAACCCUUGGGCCCUGCCCUUGUUCUUCGACAUGGAAUCUCGCCAGGGCCGCUCCCAGCAUUGGCACUACUACAGCGACAAGCCCGGACGAGGCGUUUGGGGAACGCUGCCGGCAGCGUCUGGACAGGCAUACCUGUCAUACCUGCUGAGCCACGCGAGAGCCAGGCAGAGCGGUGCUAGCCCGACUUCUGAGUCCGGGGUCUUCCGUGUGUGUACGGAGUGCAUGUUGAAGGCAUGCUGCCCCUGGGUCGCGCCGGUGGCGCAGCCCUUGCAUACCCUGUCCAACUGGUCCCACGACUUCGUCCCGCUGGCGAGCAUCAGCAUGAGUAGCUGCGCAGAGGGGGAUCGCACACGGGGUCUAGCCUCGAGUCCUGGCCAACGUUCCCAGAAGCAGGCAAAGGCUUCCAAGAGCUGA
Molecule: messenger RNA, 1785 nt
Organism: Symbiodinium natans
Lineage: Eukaryota; Dinophyceae; Suessiales; Symbiodiniaceae
Source: the annotation of a GenBank genome assembly